Messenger RNA from Lymnaea stagnalis (great pond snail), 6931 nucleotides. The record is from the annotation of a GenBank genome assembly. Lineage: Eukaryota; Metazoa; Mollusca; Gastropoda; Lymnaeidae.
CAGUACGAUUUAGGGCACUGGCUGUUUUUCCUGACCUUAGUCUGUAUGCAGGAAAAUUUAAUAUUCACAUUCUGGUAAAUUUUGUCUAUAAAAUUGUAAUUUUUAAGCCAAGUAUUCCAUAGCAUUAAGCCAGAUUAAUUAAGUCCAUUAAUUAUUUCAAUAAUGUUUAGGCAUUUUUUUUAACCCCUCCCUCCUUUUUGACAAAAACUUUCAAACUUUUAUGUAACCCCCUAAUUAAUUAUGUAAAAAAUUGGAUACCCCCCAUAAAAACAUAAACAAAUUAAAAAUAAAUAUAGAUAUUUUUGAAUGGAUGUGAUAUAGAAAUGGGUGAGGGACAACAAAAUUAUUUACAUUUUUUAAACUUCUUAAAUAAAUUUUUAUUUAUAAUAAAUAGAAUAUAUGACUAAAGUCCAUUUUAUAAUUCAUGUUUAUUAAAUAAUUAAUAAGGUCCAAAUAUAUUCUUGUUAGUAAAUAAUGUAAGUUUUUUUCAUCUUCGAAUUAAUCUGGCACAUGUUUCUCUUUGGCAAAAGAGCAAAGCAACUAAUGAAUUUAUAAUUUCCAUAACAUUAUUAUUAUGAAACCUGCCGAUGUCAUCCUUGAGUAGUCUAACCUUUUAAACUAGAAAAAAUGACCUGAUGUUAUCACAAUAAUAAUGGUAGGUCCUUUGCAAUAAUUUCUAACUGCUAUUGCAAAAACUCAUCACUAUGUAUAACUUAAAAAAUGUAAUGAUAUUUACGUUUCUAACAUCAUUUUGAGAUGUAUUUAUCUGAUAUAUAUUAUACGCCUACCGUACUCCCUUUCACGCUCGUAAACUACCUUUUCCCCCUCUAAACAUGACCUUAAAUUACCCAGUCUAAAUUUUCACUAAUUAUAUCACUUUUGUCACUAAAGAAGUUAAUUAAAGGACAUUUACUACGCUAGAGAAAUACUUAAGUUUUACCCCUUUUCAUGCCCUUGAAUUACAACUUUUUUCUCUAAAAAUUUAAAAAAUCUAAUCGUAAGUUUACAACAAAAACUCUAUAUAUGAUAUAAAUAAUUUUAUAUUACAGGAAUUCGAUAUAUAUAUUGAUAUGUUCACCAAAAUUUUAUAGACAUUUUUCUUUUUUUUUUAAAUUAUACAUUAUCAGAAAAUUGUAAAACAAAGAAUUCUUUUAUCUAAAUUGCGCAACCGUUUUUCCCGCCUAUAACAGACUUGAGGUUUUUUUAAAAUAAUUUAAAGGUUAAUCUCAUUAAAAUAUACACCUCUUUACUUUUUGCAAAGUAAAGAGAAAAAUAUAUUUUCAUUUUUAAAAAAAAGGAAAUUAUAUUAACCCAUCUCUAUAUUAGCUAAAUUAAUUUUUUAAGUGUGUAAUAUGAUUGGGUUUUGAUAUUCAUGGAUAUACUUUUAUAUUUGUACCCACGUUUUGUUAACACCAUUGAUUUUCUUAAUUGUUAAGGAUAUGUUUAAUUGUAAAAAGAGAAUGUAACAUCUCUUUUUUCACAAAUGUAAUACCAUAGGAUUUAAAUAUAUUGUCAUCCAUGUGAAAAUGUACACAUCCUAUUUCCUACCUCUGAUGUGUAUGUACCCAAGAAGGUUAAUUAUUUAUCAAAUUCAUUCCCUUAUUUUGAGACCUAUCUUAUGCUGCCAUGGACAACAUCAACAUACACAUAUUUGCGAAAAGAGAAUGCAGCAUCUUUUUUCACAAAUGUCAUACGAUAGGAUUAAAAUAUAUUGUCCUCCACGUAAAAAUGUACACAUCCUAUUUCCUACCUCUGAUAUGAAUGUACCCAAGAAGUUUACAUAUUUAUCAAAUAUACCACGAUCAACGAACUUCUGUUUGCAGACGAUUGUGCCCUCAAUGCUCCAUCAGAAGCCGUCAUGCAACACAGCGUUGAUAUCUUCUCUGAGGCCUGCAAUAACUUUGGCCUCACAAUCAACACAAAGAAGACUGAGGUGAUGUAUCAGCCAGCUCCCAGUAAGCCCUACGUUGAACCCAACAUCAUCAUCAGUGGACAGCGUCUCAACCCGGUGGAUAAAUUUACUUACUUGGGCAGCACCCUCUCUAGAUCUGUCGUCAUGGAUGAUGAAAUGAAUGGCAGACUCACAAAAGCUAGUGCCCUAUUUGGCAGGCUCCGCAGCACUGUUUGGGACAGGAGAGUUAUCAGUCGAGAAACAAAGCUCAAGGUCUAUAGCGCAGCAGUCCUCCCGACACUGCUUUAUGGAUGUGAAACGUGGACAGUCUACCAGCAUCACGCCAAGAAACUGAAUCAUUUUCACACUACCUGCCUCAGGAAACUCCUCGACAUCAGGUGGCAAGACAAAGUCCCCGACACCGAAGUCCUCGCUAGAGCGAACCUACCUAGUAUCUUCACCACUCUGAUGCAGUCUCAGCUCCGUUGGAUGGGACACGUAGCCCGUAUGGCAGACCACCGGCUCCCGAAACAAUUAUUCUUCGGAGAACUCACGAUAGGCAAGCGCUCCAAAGGAGGCCAAAAAAAGUGUUACAAAGACUCACUGAAAGUGGCACUAAAGGCCUUCAACAUAAACCCUACUCAAUGGGUGCAGACAGCCCAGGACAGAGAAAGGUGGAGAGCUGCUGUCAAGAAGGGGGCUAAAUCCCAUGAAGCUAAUAGAAUAACCACAGCUGAAACACGCAGGCUUGUCCGAAAGAGCAACAUUAGGUCAUCGUCUGAAGCAACUAUUCCAUGCCCACGGUGUCAUAGACUAUUCCGAGCAAGGAUCGGUCUAACAACCCCCCUCCCCCCAGCCCCUAACCGGAUGAUUCGAUGGUCCUAGUUGACUUCGACGGACGAACAACAUACAUUCAUACAUAUAUACAUACAUACACAUUUAUAAAAUUCAUUCCUUUAUUUUGUUGUGCUGCCUGGGGCAACGUAACCAACCCCUCCCCCACUCAGAUUUAAAUAAAUUUAGAAAAUCUUCAACCGGAUUGUAGUCCCUUCCAUACUCAAACUAACAUAAUUUGCACUUCAUAUGGUUUGUUCUUUUUGAAUGAGUGGAUUAGUGAAUGCUAUUUGGCUAUGUAGUUGAGCUGUACUGCUUGACAUAGACCAAAUUUUCUUAUUAGAAUUAUAUUUAAAGGUUAGUUUUUAUUACUUUAUAAUAUUAAUAAAAGUAUAUUUUUGGUAUAAAAAAGUCAAAGCUUUUUAACUGUUAAAAUAUACAAAGCAAAAUUGUGUGGUGUUUUAUUGAAAAUUUAAAAAGCAAUCAAUUGUGUUGAUGAAUUUUACUUUAAGAAGGGAAAAUACACUAUCAGUUUUGUCACACGCGGUUAUUAAAUUUAAAGAAACCUAAGAGUUUUGCGAAAUAGGCUAUUCCCGGUAUGUCAUUUGCUUGAUUAUUUAGAACAAAUUAAUUUUUAUUUUAUUUUACAAUAUUAACAAUGCACUUAAAGACGCACUAAAAACUACUGAUGUGUAGGUUUUCCCGAUAAAUGUGAUUAUGAUGUAAUUCUUUGAUCAUGAUUUUUUUUAUUAUUUCAUAACUUUCAAACGCAUAUAAAAUACUUAAAAUAGUACCUUAUUUUAUACUUUAAAUGUAUUUGUAAUUUAUAAUAAUAACACUUAAACUUUUACUAAAAUAAAAGCGGAUUUAAAAUAUUUUUUGCGAAUUUAAAUUUAUUCGAUUUCCGUAAAAUUAUAGAAAAUAACAAUGAUUGUUUUUGGAAUCCAAACAUACUUAAAUCUUUUCUGCUCUUUGGAGUUACGUCAGGAUAGCUCAUUAUUUUAUAUAUGCUUCAAAUAACAGUAUUUUCUCUGUGAGCAAUAAUUUCCAUCACCUCUGCCUGUCUUUUGAAAUUUUUUUUAUGUUGGAGCAGAUGAUAAAUUUUUUUAGGCACAAUAUUGGUGCUGGUCUGACCUUUUGAAAUUUGAAGAAUUUUAUAAACACUAAAAUUCAAUAAAUAUUUUGCAACAAUCUUCUAGGCAAUGAUUUAUUUUUAUAUAUUUAUUUAUAUAUUUAGGCAUUUUUAUAUAGUGCUUACCUUAAAGCUCUAAGCGCUUUACAAUUAUUAAAAACAUAUAUCAAAGAAAGAAUUAUUGUUUAUGUCAUUUUAUUCCCCCCCCCCCAACCUCACCCCAUCAACAAAUGUUAAACAUUUUCCAUCCCCACUCCCCCUAUUUUCUUUACAAUUAUUAAAAACAUAUAUCAAAGAAAGAAUUUUUUUUUAUGUCAUUUUAUUCCCCCCCCCCCCAACCUCACCCCAUCAACAAAUGUUAAACAUUUUCCAUCCCCACUCCCCCUAUUUUGUUGACGUUAUUAAUGGAUCACUCCUUAAAUCUCUGUUACUUUCUGCUAAUUUACAAACAAAUAAUUAAAUAUGCCAUAAAAGUUUAAUAAACAAAUUAUUUUUAGGACCCAAGUGGUAACAAAAUUAAGAUCUUCAAAGGUUUGCAAGGGUUAUCAGGUGUUGUUGAAGGAAGCAUUGAACUGAGUUACCAACCCCAAUUUGGUACAUGGAGUAUUAGUGCAUUUCUUGAGGUAUUUGUUACCAUAGAAUUUUAAAAAAAUGCUUUUAUCAAUUAUCAAUGUCACAGACAAUUUGAUAUGAUAGAGAAAAAGUUACCAAAGGGAGAAUACUCAAUCAAAGUUUACUGCUCAAAUAAAGUAUUGGAAGGGUAUGGUAUGGAAUAGUUUAUCGAGAAAUAGAGACGAUCAAGAGGGAAAAUAGAACAAUAUUUCUUUAUAUAUCUCUUGGAUUAAAUCAGUGAUGGGGUUUCGUCUUUUCAUUUUAAAAUGAUUUAAAUAUAUCUUUAUAUUUUUUCUCUAAAGGACUUCACAGACAGUGCGUUCCAGUCUUUUGAAGUAGCUGAGUGUGGUAAGUGAAAGAUUAGAAUACUAAUGUUUAUGCUACAUUUUAUUCUGCAUGUUUUAUUAUAAAAACAUCAGCUAUGAUGCAUGCCAACAUGUUUUACCAAAUUUCUUUUUGUUUUUCAAAAGAAACCCUUUCUUUCAUUGUUCAAACAGAUUUGCCAAGAUUUGAAGUGAUUGUUGAAUUACCUCCCUAUGGUUUGGUCGAAGACUCAGUCCUGACCGGAAAAGUUAAAGCUAAGUAGGUAGCAUUUGUUAAGGAUGCUGCUUGCACUUGGAAAAUAAACUAUGAAUUUGUAUUAGAUUUGGCCACUUCAUUUCCUCUAAUUUUCUGAGUCUGAGUGUGAAAGCAAUUUUAAAUUAAUGAUCAAAUAUUUAGAGCAGUGAAAUGAACCAAAACUUAAAGAUUGGAUUAUUAGCCAAAUAAAAAUUUAAUAGUGUAAAAUAAAAUACUGCAAUGCCUUGCCAUAGACAUAAUUUUUGCUUAAUGUAGUUCUAAAGAAAUAUAUUUUUAUUUUUUAAACAUUUAUGAAAAUAUUUUUUCAAAUAAUAUUUAAUUUUUGUUAAAAAUGUUUAUUUAUUUUUCAUUGUUGUGAUAGUUUGCUUAGUCAUGUAUGUGGAAAGUUGAAACACAAGCCCAGAAAGUAGAAAACACUGCUAAAGCAUGUUGGAGUGUAGGGUGUGAUAAAGCUUUUAAUUAGAUCAAUGAGAGUUAAACAAUUUGUGUAAAUAUAGGUUAAGCUUUAAUUAAGCCUUCAUCACUACAACAAAAAACACUCAUAUAAUUAUAAACUAAAGAUAUAUAUAUAUAUAUAUAUGUAUAUAGAUAUAUAUAUAGAUAUAUAUUUAUAUAUAUAUAUAUAUAUAUAAAUAAAUAUAUAUAUAUAGACCUAUAUAUAUAGAGAGAGAGAGAGAGAGAUAUAUAGAUAUAUAGAGAUAUAUAUAGAUAUAUAAUAUAUAUUAUAUGUAUUUUAAUAAAAAAUUAGUUCAUAUAACCAUACAAUUAGUCAAACAUAUAUUUUUUAUUUUAAUUUUUUUUUCAAAUGGAUGAAUUUUUCUGCUUGAUAGUGUUAGCCACUCGUGUAAUUAAUUUUACUGCAUAUUAAGAAGUUGUAAAGAAAAUAGACCAUAAUUGUAUUUGCGUAAAAUAUAACAUAAAAGCGUAACACAAAAUAACUAUUUGGAAAUUUAGUCAUGACGUUUUUAAAACUCCCUAGGAAAAUUGAAAGUACAAAUACUCACUGAAGAACUUGCAUAUAAAUCUUUGUAGCAGAUGAUAAUUUUUAGACAUCCUUUCUUUUUUUUGUUUCAUAAACCUGAAAAAUAUUGUAAAUAAAAUUGGCUGUUAUAGACUAUUAUUUUAAACUUUAAGACAUAAAAUAAAGAAUGUGACAAUAUAAAUUUUUAAAUGUAUUUUCCCUCUGUCAUUUCAUUGAUCUUAAAUCUUUCUGUAAAUGCGUCUUUCCCUUAUUUCAUGAACUAAUGAUGUUACAUCAUCUAACUUCUUCCUUGUAUCUCCAUCUUUCAGGUACACAUUUGGUCAGCCUGUUGCAGGUAUGGUGGAACUUCAUGUUGGCCGAAAUGUUCACCUACGCCCAAAUGAAUGUGGAAGAAAUCAGGUCCAAACAACACAGAUUGCAUUUGAGGUGAUCAUUAAUUGAAUAAAGAAGAAUGGUCCUACAAUCAUAAAAGACAUUAAAAUUUAAAAAAAGAUACAGAUUAUUUAACAAUAACAUUUAACAUUUAAAAAAAAUAUUUUGUUCUAUACAGACUUAGUUAAUCACUAAGUAUAAACAGAACUGUUUGGUGUCUUAUAAUUUGAUUAAUAUCAUAAUAACAUAUAAUCCUAUUUGUCAGAUCAGAUUUUUAAUGUUUCUUCAUUUGACAAAAAAGGAGGUUGUAGUCACCUUUAUACAAAGGACUACAAAAAAAAAUGUGUUUUAAAAACAUUAUUUAUAAUAGCUGGAAAAUUUUUAGCAGGACCGAAAGAGAAGAAAUUUCUAAUAAUAAUAAUGAACAUGGCAGAUAAACUUUAUCUCUAAUACAUAUUAUGAAUGGCAAAAAAAAAAAAAAUUUAAUUUGCUUUUCAGAUAAAUGGAGAGAGCUCAUUUACAAUUCCUA